Molecule: messenger RNA, 3459 nt
Organism: Oryzias latipes (Japanese medaka)
Lineage: Eukaryota; Metazoa; Chordata; Actinopteri; Beloniformes; Adrianichthyidae
Gene: tspan33a
Product: tetraspanin 33a
Cellular component (GO): plasma membrane
Source: RefSeq, a predicted model, not a curated record
CAACUCGAGCCGAGCUAUGAAGAUGUUUGUUCCAGAUGAGCGCUCAGUGAAAGGCAAGAAAACGUAAAACACCCUCUCGUGUUUUAAACACGCCUAGACGGCGCUUUGCCGUGACUGCAUGCAACAAACAGCCCUCAGAUCAAAGCAGCAUCUUUUCAUCAUGCUGUCAGCACCGAACUGACGAAGGAGGAACACGUUUUUUCGGUGUUUUGAUUUGUUUUUUUGUGCGCAAACUUGGACAAAUAAGGUGUUUUUGAUCACAAUGGGAAAUGGCAAAGACGCAGCGACAUCCGACGCGGAGUUCACGUUUGUCAGUCCAGUUGUGAAGUAUCUGCUUUUUGUUUUUAAUUUUAUAUUCUGGGUAAUUUCCUUUGUGAUGGUGGGGAUCGGUGUGUAUGCUCGCCUGAUAAAGCAAGCAGAGACCGCUUUGGCAUGUCUGACAGUUGACCCUGCUGUCAUGCUCAUGGUUGUGGGAAUCUUCAUGUUCAUCGUCACCUUCUGUGGCUGUGUGGGCUCCUUACGGGAAAACAUCUGCCUCCUGCAGACGUUUUGCAUCAGUCUGACAGUCAUCUUCAUUCUGCAACUGACUGCUGGUAUCAUGGGCUUCAUCUUUUCCGAUAAGGCAAGAGGUAAAGUAACAGAGGUGAUCAACAAAUCCAUCAUCCACUACAGAGAUGACGUUGAUCUGCAAAACCUCAUCGAUUAUGGCCAAAAAGAGUUCCGCUGCUGUGGUGGUGAGGCCUUCACCGACUGGUCCCAAAACAUAUAUUUCAACUGCAGCGAGAAAAAUCCGAGCAGAGAGCGCUGCUCCGUCCCUUUCUCCUGUUGCAUCAUAACCAAAGUCAAGGAGUUAUUCAACAGCAUGUGUGGUGAGGGCAUGCAAAAAUUGGACUACAUCACAGCAGGACAGUACGUUUAUACUGAUGGCUGCAUAGACAAACUGGUGAACUGGAUCCACAGCAACCUGUUUAUCAUAGGAGGCAUUGCUUUGGGACUGGCUAUACCACAGCUGGUCGGCAUACUCCUGUCUCAGAUUCUGAUCAAUCAGAUCAAAGACCAGAUUGAGCUGCAGAACUACAACGCCAGGCACCGCUCAGACCCGUGGAGCUGAACCAAAUCCAGAGCUCCAAGACGUGUUGCGCACUUGCUUUUAGUGACUGCUAAAGAGAAUGCUUUUUUUUUUUUUUUUAGAAAAUACAUCUUUCUAAAAGCUGUAAGAUGCAAACAUCUGCUGCCACCUUCUGGACACUAGCAAUGUUUGCAAUUGUGAACUGGUUGGGAUUCUACACGAACAUUUCUUUAUCAUUUGUUGUCAUGAAUGCCUCAAGUAUUACAUUGUGUACUGUUUCUAUUCCGAAACAACAAUAACUGCAAAAGAGGAUUUAUUAGACCUGGAAGAGUCUUACAUAACACUAAAAAUGGCAAUCAACAUUAAAAAGUUUAGUUGGAGGGGGGGGUUGGAUGGAUCCAAAAUGAUAUUUAUAUUACAUACAAAUCCUUAAAUCUAUUUUGGUUUUAAAGUAAUACUUGAAAUGCACAAUUAUCAAUUUAAUUUAAUCAACACUAACAAGGUGUGUUUGCACUGUUUUGUGAAGAUCUGGAAUAGUGAAAAACUGACUUAUUUUUGCAUUCCGCACCAAGGAAAACACUGCCUCUUAAUUUGUUGUUUUUGUUAAAUUUCUUCUUUUUCUUCUUCUUUUUCCUUAUAUGAAAACUUUAAAUUGGGUACUUGUAAUGUAAAUGCAAUAGAAGUGUAUGUAUAGAGGUUUGUGACGCAAGUCCUGAACCUAAACAUAUCAUUUGACUGCUAUUUUACAGCUGCGGUGACGGUAAAGAGCACAGCAAAGAGGGAAAUGGAAUUCAGAGAAAGAAAACAAAUGAAAAAGAGUCUUCCAUUGUAUGCUUUAAAUGUAUGCGUGAUUUAUAGUGUGUAUAUACUGUAGGUGCUUGUAGUACUGAUCUCCAGCGCUCUGUGUGUGGUCCUUGCUUUUUUUUUUUUUUUUUUUUUUUGGGCCUGUGACUCACUCAAGCAGACAUGUUACUGAGAUUUAGGGAGGCCCAGGCGGACCCGCACUCCAACAAACAGAGAACUGAGCACAAGUAAUGUAACUUUGCUCUCUGUCCCUUUGCAAAAAAAGUAGUCUAUUUAGGUGUACUACAAGUAUGAAACUAAAAGUGAGGCAGUAUAUUUGAAAUUUACUUUUUAUAUGCUAUCAUUAUAUUUUAACCUUAAACUUUAGUCUGAAGAAGUAUUCAGUUAGUAUACUUCCUACACUACAUGUAUGUGGUCUAUAGUAUACUUGCUGUACUAAUACUCAAGCAUCAGGUGUACUACUUUUUGCAUAAGGGAGUACCGGUACCUAUUAAAUAAUCUAGAUAAGUGGAAACCUGAAAUGUCUAGUUUUACUCCAAUUGCCAAAAAUAUAUGAAAAUUUCCAACUAUGGAUGGACCAAACGUCCAACCAUUCUGUGUUGUUGUUUUUUCUCUCCAGAUAAAUGACCAACACAAAGGUUUUUAAAAUAAAAAACAGAUAUAAAUAGAUAAAAUAUCUACAAUUGAUAAAAAUGACAAACACCAUCAAGCAUGGUAGGGAGAAAGCAUGCUUUGAGUGCAGUUUAAUGAAUACAUUUGUAGGUAAUUUGAACGUAAACACCAUUUUAUAAUAAAAAAGAAUAACAAACUGAUGCUUCUCUGAGGGAAUGAUUUACCAAAAAAUACUCAAAAAAUCUAACAACCAAUUGAUAAUAUAAAAUCAUCAAACUAUUAGUCUUACUAGCUCAUUUAGUGUUUUAACACAACAUUGUCCAUAUUUAUUGUUAUUUUACAACUAGGGGUGUAACUAUUAAUCUGAACAAUGUUUCUAUUUAUAUCAUAAAUUGUGGUUGCUGGUCAGAUUUGAUCUGACUCACUGACCUAAAAUGGAUCCAGGACAUCUUUUGCCAAAACUUCAACCAGUGUGACUCAGAGAGAAAUACCUGGGUCCUAAACAGUGCAGGUGGAGUUUUCCAGAUUCCCUGUAUUUCUUGCAAGUUAAUCAAAUGUACAAUAAAUAUGUGUACAAACAAACAAUUAAUGGCAAAUCCAUUCACAUUUUAGUUUAAUAAAGUUCACCCCACUGUUCUUUUUUCCCACAUCAAAAUAAUAAAAACGGAACAUGAUUAGAACAUUCUACUACACUGUACGGUCACAUCUUUGCAAAAUUCAAAGCGUUUUCAUAUAUUGUAUUGGAAUGAUCAUUGUUGCUGCCAUCACGUGUGUGUUGUGUGCUGUGAAUAGACUGCCUUUUUUGUCACUGUCCAUUUGGACAAUGGAGCUGGAGAACAGUGGUCCCUGAAGGAUCACUGGUAGAAAACUUCUCUCAACUGAAUGUACGAAUCAUAGCAUGUGUUUCAUGUGCUGGUCAUUUUUGCCUUGUAGUAAAAAAAUAUAAAAAAAAAUAAAAACUACUGUGCUACAAU